AUGCGCGACUUUCAGAGUGUCGCUGGCCAGUUGAGCUGGCUGCCUGUGAUUGGUCGUGCGCCGUUGUCUUUGUCCGAGCCAUGGAGUGAGGGGAUGCUGCAGGGCAGCCCAUGGCGUGCCACGUGUCCCUCGCCCUUCCUCAAAUCGGGUGAGCAGAGAGGGGAUGUUUGGGGAACGGACGGCCCAGUGACGUCUUUCUCCUUGCCUUACCACCUCACCUGCUUUUUGAGUCAACUUAGAACUUUCUCUAAACUCUCUUCCUCCCCACGUCUCCCUCUUCCUCCCCCCGUCCCCCUCGCCCUCCCCCCUUCUCCCUCUUCUCCACCAUCCACGUCUCCCCCAGACGUUUCUCUGUUCGCGCUACCACCUGCCUCGUCCUUCCUCCACUCUCCCGCUUCUGAUUCCUCCUCCCCUCUCCAAAGCGCCCCCACCCCUGGCGAUGAGGCCUAUAACGAGGAUGGCGAGGGUGAUAAUAACGAGGGCUUCCCCUCCCCAGCUGCUCUUGCUGCUGCCGCUGCUGCUGCUGGCAACGAAGCUGCUCUGUGUGUUGAGUUCAGCCGGGAACGAAGCAGGCGUGCUGAUAGAGCUGCCCGAAGGGCUAGCAGACAAACGAUGCCAUUCAGUGGGGAGGGAGUGGUUGGCAGAGGCAGGGGUAGUAGUGGGAGGGAGGGAAGGGGGAAGGAGAGUAGAAGAGGGGCUGAGGAGGAAGAGAGUAGUGUGGGUGAAAGGAGUGGGCGAUCUAGGAGGGAGAGAAGAAGCCAGAGGAGGGAAGAACAGGAGAGGGAAAGGGAGAGGAGGAAGCAGGAAGAGGAGGCAUCUGCAGGGCGGCAGGGGAGGCAGAGACGACAGGGGCGGCAGGGGCGAGGGGAGGGGAGUGAGGAGAGAAGGAAGGGGAGGGGUGAGGAGGAGAGGAGUGAGAGAUGGAAGGGAGGUCAGGGGAGUGGUGUGAGGGAGGAGGGUAGACGAGGUGGUGGGAGGGGAGGAGGAGGGAAGAAGGAUUCAACGUUUGAUGAAGCAUCUGCGCUGGAAGCAGCUAUUAGGCUGGUGCAAAUGGGCGACCAUAAGAACGCCUUCCCCAUCUUUGCCAAGUUGCAGGAGAGUGGAGCGCAAGAGACGGUGGUGCUGCUGGCGUGGCGUGGCAUGGCACACGCGUUUGCAGAGCACUAUGAGGAAGCUCUCAGCGACUUCAACAAGGCUCUAGAGCAGGCUCCCAAGGCAGGGCAGAUUCUGAGGCAACGAGCGUCGGUGCUUGGGAUCUUGGGGCGACACAAGGAGGCCAUCACUGAUUGGACGGCUGUGAUUGAAAUGGAUCCGAAUGAUGCAGCAGCCAGACAGGAACGAGGAGCGGCAUAUGUGAACGCCAACGCCUAUUCAAGCGCGCUGCCGGACCUCUAUGCUGCCAGGGCCAUGGCUCCGCAGCUCUUCAAGCCGCACCUCUUCCUCGGCUUGGCGCUGACAGCAACAGGGGCACCGUUUGAAGCAGUGAAGAGCUAUGAGACAGCAAUGGCCAUGAAUCCAGAUGUAAAGGAGGGGUGGACGAACUGGGGGCAGACAAUGAAGGAGAUCGCCAUGUUCAACGAGUCAGAGAGAUGCUAUAAACGCGCCCUUGAUGUGGAUAAGGGCUUCCUGCUGGCGUACAAGCUGUGGGCGAAGCUGAGGCACACCGUGGGCGACCACAGGGGGGUGAUCCGCCUGCUGCAGGAGGGGCUGAAACACCACCCAAACAACGUGGAGUUGCGAUACUUUGAGGCCUCCUGCUUCCAUGCCACGGGGGAUUUUUCCCAGGCUGUGAGGCUCUACGACAGCAUUCUCUCGCUGCAAACGUCUGGAGAUGAGCGGUUCCAGUACCUCGCUUUCUACCAGCGUGAGAUAGCGGCAUACAUGGCAGUCAACGUGAACGCGCCCUUCUCUCACUUCAGCCUUGAUGACCAUUUCAACCGCGUCUUCAAGGAGGGCUGGGCGAAUGCACAGUUUCCAGGGCACCUACCCUCCAGAGGGUAUCAGAUGCAGGACAUUCAGGCAGUGUUCCGCGUGCGGCGGCAGCAGCACCGGCGCAAGGGGGAGAAGCGCUUCGAGGCGAACCGAGCGGCGCUGCUAAAGCAGGCUGAUGAGAUUGGGCGGCUGGUUCAGUACAACACCACGGGGUUCCUUGGUAACAUGCGGCAGCAACGAGCAGCAGGGCUGGCUGCUCUGGACAUCAUGCAGACAGUGCGAAAGGCGUGGAGGGAUUGGAUGAAGAGCGGGCAGGUGGACAGAAGCAGCAGUGCGGAGGAGGUGGAGGAGGGGGUGGGGGUGGGGUGGAGGGACGUGUACGGCAUGGGAGUGAGAUGGCGCCAGAUUGCCGAACCUAACGACCCCAUCGUGUGGAUCGACGGCCUCACGCGGGAAGCAUUCGAAACCGGGUUUGGUUCGGUCACGCCGAUGGUGUCCGGGCAGACUCGAAACAUUCGCUACUCCAUGAAUGCUGACCGUGCGUUCAAGAUCGUACGGCAGGAGAUGCUGCAUCACGGCAAGGUGUACGGCGAGCGCGACGAGGAGAUCCCGCUCAGCCAAGCGGAUCUGAAAAAGGUGGACCAGGCAACCAAUUUUAACCAGCUGUGGGACGUCGUGCAGAAAGGAUUCUUCGUCUUCACCCCGUGCAAGAGCACCGCCUUCCCUGACAAGGUGCUGAACGGCACGCGCCUCACAAUCACCGCCACCGACCCCGGGCAGGAGUUUGCAAUUCGCACGCCGCUGACGCCCAGCCGGUGGCGAGACUUUGACAUGGAAAUGGCUGCAGCGUGGAAGGACAUUUCUCUAGCAGUGGCCCACACGUCUCUCCGUGACUCAGACCCUCAGGCCUACCGCAAGGCCAUUCAAGACAAUAUCCUCAGAAUGGCCUACUACUGGUACAACUUCAUGCCAUUGGCACGCGGCACAGCAAUGAACGGCUAUGUCAUGACGCUCGCCCUCCUGCUGGCCGUUGACCUUCGAGUCUCGCAGCCCAUUGCUAGAGGCGUGCAGGUCAGUACCAUCUCUUAUCAAGGGUGUGCAGGUCACCACCCUCUCUUAUCAAGGGUGUGCAGGUCAGUACCCUCUCUUAUCAAGGGUGUGCAGGUCAGUACCCUCUCUUGUCAAGGGUGUGCAGGUCAGUACCAUCUCUUAUCAAGGGUGUGCAGGUCAGUAUCCUCUCUUAUCAAGGGUGUGCAGGUCAGUACCAUCUCUUAUCAAGGGUGUGCAGGUCAGUACCCCUCUCUUAUCAAGGGUGUACAGGUGGACUGGGAGUCCAUCCUCUGCCCCUCAUCCGACAUCUUCAUCGCCAGCGUCUCCUCCUGGCUCUACCCAUCGCUCGUGGCGGCUACCUGUGCCUCUCACCUCCUUACCACCCAUCCUCUCAUGCCCCUUGGUGCCGUGUGCAGGUGGACUGGGAGUCCAUCCUCUGCCCCUCAGCCGAUAUUUUCAUUAGCAGCGUCUCCUCCUGGCUCUACCAUCGUGCCGGCUGCCUGUGCCUCUCACUCAUGUCCUUACCACCCAUCCUCUCAUGCCCCUUGGUGCCGUGUGCAGGUGGACUGGGAGUCCAUCCUCUGCCCCUCUUCCGACAUCUUCAUCAGCAGCGUCUCAUCAUGGCUCUACCCAUCGCUGGUGCCGGCUCCAGAUGCUGCCAGCAUUCCCAGCGUGCGAGAGCACUUCCCUACCAUCGGCGACGUUAUCGAGGCGCUCAGUGAUGCAUUCACCGAGUGA
Closterium sp. NIES-65 is the source of this 3720-nucleotide messenger RNA. The record is from the annotation of a GenBank genome assembly. NCBI's taxonomy places the organism in Eukaryota, Viridiplantae, Streptophyta, Zygnematophyceae, Desmidiales, Closteriaceae.